This is a messenger RNA of Mustela erminea (ermine), 933 nucleotides long. RefSeq names its product olfactory receptor 4C11-like. Bases 1 to 933 code for a protein of 310 amino acids. Gene Ontology annotation, molecular function: olfactory receptor activity; G protein-coupled receptor activity. Gene Ontology annotation, biological process: G protein-coupled receptor signaling pathway. The transcript has a single exon. The record is from RefSeq and is a predicted model, not a curated record. Gene Ontology annotation, cellular component: membrane. NCBI's taxonomy places the organism in Eukaryota, Metazoa, Chordata, Mammalia, Carnivora, Mustelidae.
AUGCAGCAAAACAACAGUGUGACUGAAUUCAUCCUAUUAGGAUUGACUGAAGAUCCUAUGAGACAGAAAAUGGUAUUUGUAAUCGUCUUCAUUUUUUAUCUGGGAACAAUGGUAGGGAAUUUGCUUAUUAUUGUGACCAUCAAGUCCAGCCGGACACUUAGGAGCCCCAUGUACUUUUUCCUAUUUUAUUUGUCCUUUGCUGAUGCCUGCUUUUCAACCUCCAUAGCUCCUAGACUAAUUGCGGAUUCACUCUCUGCAAAAAGAAUCAUAACUUACAAUGAGUGCAUGACUCAAGUCUUUGCACUACAUUUCUUUGGUGGCAUGGAGAUCUUUGUGCUCAUCCUCAUGGCUGCUGAUCGCUAUGUGGCCAUUUGCAAGCCCUUACAUUAUCCAACCAUAAUGAGCCAGCAAGUCUGCAACAUUUUGAUUAUUAUUGCAUGGAUUGGGGCUUUCAUCCAUUCUACAACCCAGAUUAUCCUGGCCUUGAGAAUGCCUUUCUGUGGACCCAAUUUCAUUGAUCAUUACUGCUGUGAUUUGCAGCCCUUGAUGGAACUUGCUUGCAUGGAUACAUAUGAGAUCAACCUGUUGAUGGUGUCUAACAGUGGGGCCAUUACCACAAGUGGUUUUGUGAUUCUGAUAAUCUCAUACAUUAUCAUCUUGCAUUCACUGCGAAACCACAGUGCAGAAGGAAGGAAAAAAGCUCUCUCUACUUGCACUUCUCAUAUCAUAGUAGUAGUGUUAUUCUUUGUUCCAUGUAUAUUCAUAUAUACACGCCCUGCAACCACUUUCCCAAUGGACAAGAUGGUGACUGUAUUUUAUACUAUUGGGACACCUUUUCUCAACCCAUUCAUCUACACACUGAGGAAUGCAGAAGUGAAAAAUGCCAUGAGAAUGAUAUGGCAUAUUAAAAUUACAUCUGAAUGCAAAAGAUGA